Messenger RNA from Protopolystoma xenopodis, 273 nucleotides. The record is from the annotation of a GenBank genome assembly. Lineage: Eukaryota; Metazoa; Platyhelminthes; Monogenea; Polystomatidea; Polystomatidae.
AUGACACCUUCUGCCGAAUUAAACUGUUGGCCCAUUCCAUUUUACUCUCAUGCUCGAAGCAUAGCCGGGCCUACUUGGUCCAUCGGCGCCUGUUGUGACGACACCACAUCGCCUCCUCGCCCUGACAACAGCAAGUCUCUCCGCUACCGUCUGAAACCUAUCCUGCCAGUUCCGCCCCACUCGGAUCGCGGCAAUUUGCAAAUUCGCCCAUCGGACGCUUCUGCUCCAUUCAUCAGACUGUUGGAGUGUGUCUGUCUGUAUGUAUCCACAUAA